AGUUGUGAUUAUAAAUUCAGGAGAUGAAGCCUCUCUUGGUUGCAGUUCUCAUCUUCACUGAUUUCUGCGCUGGCACAAACAUUCACCAGCCUCCAUUUGCAUUCAGCCACAAAGGAGCCCUGAAUGUAACUUUGCAAUGUAAACAGGACGACAUUAGAACUUUCCGCAUGCUCUGGUACAUACAAAAAAGCAUCGGGAAAUUGGAGCUAAUGACACAUUCUGUUGGUGUAGGUGUCUGGACCCGUGAAGAUCCUUUCCACAGACACAAGUACACCAUGUCCCGGCCUUCUUUAACUGAUACCAGUCUGCAGAUUCACCCAGUAGAGGCUGAAGACUCGGCUGUUUAUUAUUGUGCCUCUACAGGACCACAGUGGUUCAGAAAAGCUCAGCAGCUGGACAACAACCUGAGGAGAAAACCAGGAAGGAAAGACGAAGACAAGAAAUUAAAGGAAAAGCUUAAAGUGUGCAAACUCUUUAAGGCUGACAUUAAAACACAAAAGAAAGUUUGUUGUAAAAUAAUAAUACAGGAUUAUGGAAAGUUUGGUGACUUUUUGCUGAAGGAGGCCCUCAGUGUGACACUGGAACUGAAGCUUACUUUGGAAAAGGAACAAACUCACAGUUUUGGUACAACACCUGCUUACUUUGGCAAAGGCACCAAACUGACAGUUUUGAAUCCAGAUCGCCCAGUCACCCCACCCAAAGUAAAAAUCCUUCAACCUUCGCAGCAGGAGUGCAGAAACCAAAAAGAGAAGCAACGAAAGAAGACCCUGGUCUGUGUGGCUUCUGGUUUCUACCCCGACCAUGUUACAGUCUCCUGGAAAAUCAAUGAUGAGGACUAUUCUAGUGGCGUGGCGACGGACAGCGCUGCCCAGGAGAUUGAGGGUUCCUACAGAAUCACCAGCAGGUUCAAGGUCAAUGCUGCACUUUGGGAAAACCAAGAGAAUUCCUUCAUGUGCAUCGUCAGCUUCUUUGAUGGAGAGACAACCACCAAUCAUACUGCCACACUUCAUGGUGUUCAAGGCAAAGGAGGAGGCAUAACAAGAGGGGAAUAUUUGAAGGUCACACAAAGUGCCAAACUCUCCUACGUUGUUGUGAUCGUCAAGAGCUGCAUCUAUGGAGUCUUCGUUGGGUUUUUGGUGUGGAAGCUUCAGGGUUCCAGUCGGAAACACAAAUGAGAGCUGAGUCCUGGGAGACGAGUUUAACUUCUGUAGCUGUAAAUAAUAUUCUAUAAGAGCUGUUGUGUUUCUAUAAAGCUGCAUUCAGUCUUAUAUAAUCAAUGAGCAAUUCAAAUUCUGCACACAGUGUAUUGUUUUGUUUGUUCCUGUUGUAAAAUUAAUAAACAGCAUGCAGAUAUUUUAGAGUUUUGAUAGAUUUGUUAAGUGUUUGCCAAAUGCUUGUUUGCUGAAUUUUCCUACCAAUAAAAGUUUCUGAGAGGA
This is a messenger RNA of Amphiprion ocellaris (clown anemonefish), 1436 nucleotides long. RefSeq lists its product as uncharacterized. NCBI's taxonomy places the organism in Eukaryota, Metazoa, Chordata, Actinopteri, Pomacentridae. Bases 24 to 1175 code for a protein of 383 amino acids. The transcript has 8 exons. The record is from RefSeq and is a predicted model, not a curated record.